Microdochium trichocladiopsis is the source of this 2493-nucleotide messenger RNA. Its product is annotated as ferric reductase NAD binding domain-containing protein. Gene Ontology annotation, cellular component: plasma membrane. Gene Ontology annotation, biological process: copper ion import; intracellular iron ion homeostasis; iron ion transport. The transcript is spliced from 5 exons. The record is from RefSeq and is a predicted model, not a curated record. Gene Ontology annotation, molecular function: ferric-chelate reductase activity. Lineage: Eukaryota; Fungi; Ascomycota; Sordariomycetes; Xylariales; Microdochiaceae. Bases 165 to 2195 code for a protein of 676 amino acids.
AGCGGCCGCUACUCGUCCUUCAACCCUCCAACAGAUUCUGUUCUCGCAAUACCGGCAUUUGAGUUCUGGUGUACCUCGUGUUGCCUUCAAAGGCUUCUGGGAGUCCUGAGUGGACAGCAACCCUCACCGACCCUUCUCAUCGACGAGCAUCAGGUCCCUGCAAGAUGGGCACCGUUGUCGAAGGGGCGUCUGCUCCAGUAGCACGACUGGUGCAAUAUCUAAGUGCGAGGGCCAACACCAACCCUGCCAUGGCUCAAUAUUUUGCUGCUAGGUUGGCCCGCAACAAAGAUGCCAUGACCCUCUAUGCAGCGUCUCUUUGCGGUCUUGUUGCACUUUUCACGAUUCUGCAUUGGACUAGAAUACUGUCCAAAGGUCUAAACAAGUCCAAUGCAUUGUUGAGGCCUGUGACUUCAUUCUCAAGACUCGUCCGGCGAUACACGCUACGAUAUAUGCCCAUAUUCACUUCAGGAGGGCAAUUCCUUGUAGUUGCUACCUGGUUGGCACUCAACAUCGGCUUCACAGUAUACAACCAUGGAGGGUCAAUGACUGCAACCGCGAUCGCCAACCGUACAGGAUGGCUUGCCUCUGCCAACAUGGCCGUGGUCGUGUUUCUUGCCAUGAAGAACACUCCAUUGGCCAUCUUGACACCUUACUCCUACGAGCGUCUUAAUGGCCUCCAUCGCGUGGCUGGAUAUACCACCCUGGCACACAUGAUAGUUCAUGCUACUGUCUAUACAAACUAUUUCCUCACCACCUCAGGACCUGCCAAGUUUACAGAGGAUCAUAUUAUCGCGGGUAUCAUUCUUGGCUUCGCAGUUCUCUUUACCGUGCUCGUGGCUACAUUCCUCAGACGUGCGAACUAUGAGUUGUUCUACAUUGCACAUGUCUGUCUAUUCAUUGUCAUUUCUGUCACAUUCGCUCUGCACCAGCCUCACCUAGACACCAUCCUUCCCAUCGCCCUUGUCACUGCCGGCUUCUGGUUCUACGAUCGUCUCAUCCGUGCCAGCCGGCUUGUAUACAACAGCAUAAACAACGAGGCCAGAAUUGAGCCCUUGCCAAAUGGUGGUACACGGGUUAUCCUUAAGAAGCCUCUUUCCGGUGCUCGUGCUGGCAAGCACUGCUACCUUUGGCUGCCUAAGAUCCGGAGUUUUCAGACGCAUCCGUUUACUGUCGUCUCCAACAACCCCUUGGAGCUAAUUGUCGGUUCUCACGACGGGUUUACUAAGGAACUCCACGACUAUGCUGUCGCAAAUCCAGGGGCGAUCCUCAAAGCAUCCGCAGAGGGGCCGUAUGGUACAUUUCCAGACCCGGCCAAGUAUGACAAAGUGAUCCUCGUUUCUGGUGGCUCUGGCGCCACUUUUACGCAUGGACUUGCCGAGGAGAUGCUGGAUAAGAUGGUCACCGAUUCUGAGCAAGACAUUAAUCUCAUCUGGGCUGUCCGUGAGCACAGUCACGUAUCUUGGUUCACAAAACGUCUUGACAACAUCCUCACCCAUGACAAGCGGCAACAAAUUGAGCUAAAAGUUCACAUCACAAGUCAUGAAACACUGGAAACGCCUGUCAUGGCUGAAACGGAUGCAGGGACGGCGCAUAGGACUUCCUCGUCGGCAUCAUCAACCACUGGCGCAAGUAUCGAGAUCCUCAACGAGAAGAGCGAGACCAGUGGGUCAACGACGUCGACCGAGGAUGAGAAGUCAAAGAAACCUAUCAUGGAGUAUUCCCUGUCGCGGCUGAGCAGCGGGGAUCUGUCAUCGGCUGCCGCUGCGUCUUUAUCUUCCGUAAGGGUCGGAGUCGAGCCAUCACUCUCGAGACAGGAGAAAGACUUGGAGAGUGGCUUCUCAACGGACGUCGAGAAACCCAGCAGUGCUGAAGCAAACGCCAUAACCUUGUCAUCCGCCAGUACUAUAGCGCCGACACCUCAUGCGGUUCCUUCUCUCAGAAAGUUGGACAUUGGUCCUUCAGAUUUGCCAGUGCCGACAUUGGCACUACCCCCAAGCCUGCCACUGCUCCCUGGAAGACCUGAUGUAGCAGCUUACAUCAAGGCCACCAUUUCUUCCGUGGAGCCGAGUAAGAGGGUUCUCGUCGCGGCUUGCGGACCACCGUUGAUGCUCAAGACCAUACGCAACGCGGCGGCUGAGUGUGUAAGGGGUGAUGGUCCAAGCGUCGAGGUGCAUUGCGAGCAGUUUGGCUGGUAAUGGGAUCUUGCGAGUAUUUCUUGUACAAAUGGUUUUUGCGAGGUGUCUGGUUGUGUUUUCUGGCUACGGGGCAGUGCUUUCAUCGUGGUGUGCUUGGGAUUGCGUGCUUGGGAUGACGUUCUUGCGUUUUGUCUUAUGAUGGGGUUGGGGUUUCCUGGCGCAAAGUGAAGCCACACAACCUGGUUAUGCUACCGAAUGUCUUUAUACUUGUUUGCAAAAUGCCUGUCGUGGCUCCAUACAUAUAUAGUGCUCGUUUUUGGGGACGAUCUUAUGGGAAAUGAGACGAUAUGACCUUCAC